Messenger RNA from Pelobates cultripes (western spadefoot toad), 186 nucleotides. NCBI's taxonomy places the organism in Eukaryota, Metazoa, Chordata, Amphibia, Anura, Pelobatidae. The record is from the annotation of a GenBank genome assembly.
AUGGAGGCUCUUCAUUCCAUCGUGCCCAUACUCUGCCCUGAACUGAAAUGGUGGAAAUUAAACGGGGCGGAUCUAAGAAAACACACACGGACUAUGGGAAACCUUAAUGAGGACGGCAUUUCGUGGAAACCGGAAGUGACGUCACACGCACGCUACAUCGUGCGCGAUGACGUCACGAAAGGUUAG